AUGCGUCUCAUUAUCCUUACAUUCACGCUUGUAUGCACGGCAACGGCGUUGACAUGCUAUGAAGGAGUAUUGGAAGGCCUCUCAAACAAUACACGGACGGAGGAAAAGCACUGCAGUGGUAUUUCGAACUACUGUAUCCAGAAGAUCGACAAGAGAAAGAAUCAAAUCAUUCGUGAAUGCAGCUCCUUCACAGAUGAGCACAAUAUGGAGGAGAAAUGUCCGAUGAGUGGAUGCCACUGGCAGUCGGCUUACGAGACCUACUGUUGCUGUCAGUUCGACCACUGCAAUGAAUGGAAAUCCGAUGGCACCGCAUACAAGAAGGGCGAAACAGUUCCACUCAGCUCCUUGUCCAAAUCCGGAGCUUCGUCGAUACCGUCUGCUGCGGAAAAGCCUUGGAGGGAGCCAGUCGUGUCGGAAUCGCCAAGAACUGUCAACUAUCCAAAGAUACCAACCAGUCCACGAACUCCAGCUGCUCGGAACGACGAGAUCCGUUUGGAUUAG
Ostertagia ostertagi is the source of this 501-nucleotide messenger RNA. Lineage: Eukaryota; Metazoa; Nematoda; Chromadorea; Rhabditida; Trichostrongylidae. The record is from the annotation of a GenBank genome assembly.